GACAAGCUUUUCUAUGAUCAACUGAAGCACUAUGUAUUCCAGCAUGAUCUCCUUGUUGAUAAUCUCUACUAUAAAGAUGUAAAACUAACAGCGACCAACGAUGAUCAAUACUUCGUCUUUGAGGACUUUCUUUAUCAAGUCCUCCUUAUCUUCUCAAGAGAUACCAGUGUCCUCAAGCACUUUGGGAAGAGCUCCGCGACACCAGCAAAAUCAUACAUUAGAGGAAUGCUGGGUGUUGAUGAGUUUGCUGUUGUGUAUCCACCGAAUGGAGUUAUCCCUUUCCAUGGAUUUGCCAUGUUUGUGGCCCCGUUAUGUUUUGUCUACGACCAGCCACCGGAUCUCUACUACGUCUUCCGUGAAUUCUACAUGAGGCACCUGUUUCGCCUUCACACAAUAUCUUCACAUCCUCAGGGUAUCUUAUCUCUGUGUAUCCUGUUUGAGAGUUUACUGCAAACCAUCCAGCCGCAACUCUUCUUUCAUCUGAAGCAGAUCAAUGCUCAGCCAUUGAAGAUUGCUUUUAAGUGGAUGAUGAGGGCAUUCUCUGGUUAUUUGGCCAGCGAUCAGCUUCUUCUCCUUUGGGAUCGGAUCCUUGCCUAUGAUAGCACAGAACUCCUUGCAGUUCUCGCUGUGGCCGUCUUCUGCUUUCGGCGGACCAACUUGAUGGAAGCGUCGACCUUAGCCUCGGCUGAAGCCAUCCUUGCCGAUAUCACGACCAUUCAGAUCAUACCCUUGCUUCAAAUCGUCAUAUUUCCUUGACCUCGUAACCAUGGCCAUGGUUAGGAUACUGUUGCUGCUGCGGACUACAGACGGAAAGGCAUGUAAACGUCUUCAAAUGGGUGUGAACCACCACCACCCAUUUCCUUGCAUGAGCUUGUUUGUUCACUGAAGGACUUGAAGUCUAGAAGGUCAUUCUGAGUAGGACUUUCUUCUGGAUCUUGUUAUUCAUAGCUUCACGUCCCAAGUCUCAUUCGAACCAUGAAGGUAUUAUCAUGGAGUGAGAGUGUGAGUGAUCAAGUUUCUACAGACGCUUGUAAUUCAGAUAUGAUUAUUUGCGUCUGGGACGGACCUUUAACCUCACCAUUUGAAAGACGUGAGCAGGGAUUGAACCUCUGCAUCAAUUUGUAACUUGCCCACUCAGCGUAUCAUCUUAUAAAAGUCUCAUUUAAGUCUUGAAGGUACAUGUAUCAUCUUGAAGUAAUUCUGAGCACAACUUGUGUCCAACUCUGUUGUUGUUUUAGUUUAUACGGCGCAUGUCAUUCAGCUAUGAAUAUUAGCGCUACCUGAUAGCCUCUUCCAAGUCUUUGAAGGUAUUAUCUGGAUGUUAUCCUGAGUUGGACCCUGUCCUUGACCUCAUGCAUCGUUUUCUCCAUCUCCACCUUCUUGUAUCUCUGCCACUCUGUCGUCUCUUCAAUGUCUUUCAGGCAGGUGUCCUGGUCGGGAUACGGCUCAAACUGAAUUAAAGGAUUCAAACGUGAGAAAGGCAAAGUUUGGCAGAGUGCAUCAAAAAAUUAUUUCAGUGCACUUUGUCUAUUAAUUGUGACUCGGGAGAUACUAGUUAUAAUCAGAUUAUUUUGUACAUAUGAACAUUUGAAUAAUGCUUUGUGAGUUUGAUCUGACUAUGCAAGAAGGUGGGUAAAAGGAUAAUCAAUCCUUUAAAGCUUGACAAUCUAAACACAUUCAUGUGCAAAAAAAAAUAAUCAAUUGCAAUUUGGGAAUGGACAGGGAACCAGUGUAGAUUUUGGAGCACGGAAGUUAUUGUUUUUUCCACUCCUUGGGCCCGUUGCAUAAAACUUUUUACCUGAGAAAACUCGGGUCGUUUUUACCGGAGUUUUUGCCCUGUGUUGAGGUCAAUGGCAGAAAUCAGACUAACCUUAGUUUUUACCAGAGUUUUCUCAGGUAAAAAGUUAUAUGCAACAGGCCCCUUGUUUAUCUUGCUGCUGAAUUGAGAAAAGUUUCCAGUUUUCUGAUUCAGCGUUCCGACAGACCAAUACAUGUAAGUAGACGUAAAAACAAACAUCCAAUCACACUCUGAUAUUGACUGUAUGGUAUUCAAACAGUUCUUGCUGAGUUUAUCAGUUACAUACAAAUUGAAUUACAAAAUUGUAUUGAACAGUUGUAGAGAAAAGGAGCAUAAUAGAUAACAUUUGCAUGACAAAUGUCAUAUCUGUUGCGCUAACAAGUGAAUUUUCUCUACUCCUGUUCUGUAGAAUGUUGAGAAAGUCAUUGUAUACAUGUAUGUAACUAAAUGUUAAACUCAGCAAGAACUGUGGAUACUGGAAAUUUUGAAGUGUGGUGCAUUGAAACAUGCAAUUACCCCUUGUACUGAUUUGUGUGUGUGUGUGUCUUUCUUAUCCUGUUUUGUAAAGACUUCAUUGGUAUAUUAAAAGAAAUGUAAAAUUUAUAUAACAAGUGUACUUUCAGCUAAUCAAAUUGAAUGAUUUCAGUAGCUUUCGUUUUAAACCGUAAUCGCAAAUUUGUUAAUAUAUAACAAGUUUUAUGAAAUAGGGUCCAGGGGCCUGUAACACGAAGGUUAGUGAUUAAUCACUAAAUGAAAAGCCUCUCAAGAUCAUCAUUGCACAUGCAUUUAACUCAUUGGACUGCCUACAAACCAAUUUGAAUUGCUCUUUCAAAUCAGCGAUUAAUCGCUAACCUUUGUGUUACGGGCCUCAGGUUACCUGAGAUUGAUAAGGGCCCCAUCUUACAACGUGUUACGAUUGAUCCAAUCAAUCUCAACUGUAUGGAAAUCCAUCCAUACUGUAAUUUUUUUCUACAGGAUAAUCUCUUUACAUGUAGUUAAUCUCCUUAAUUAACAUAGAGAAUCACACUGAAUCUUCACGAGAACGAUAAAUGUAUGAAUAUACAUGUACAUCAUAUCUAGAAAAUGUAUUGAACAAAUUUGCAUUUUAUAAGUUGACGUUGCUGGCCAUCCAUAGUUGUGGUCGAUCGGAAGUAAGACAGGACCCAGACUUACCCUCAUUUCAAUCUCUGUGAACACUCUCUCAUCAGCGUACUUGAGGAAGAAUGAUUUGCUGAUCUUUAUUGCUUCUGCUCCUUGGCUUACCUGGUAUGCAAAAAAAAAAUGUAUUAGUUCCCAAUUUUUCGAAAUCACUGCCUGAAAGGGAUUUCACAGCAGGGCAAUUUAGGCAGCAUAUGCUGACGUACAUGUACAUGUACAUGUACUAUCCAUGUGAUAAGCUCUUUCUCAUUUGAUAAUAAUAAUGAUAAGAGUAAUAAUAAUAAUAAUAAUAGGCAUUUAUAUAGCGCCAUCUGUCUAGAUAUAAUCUAUUCAGAGGCACAUAGUUAUUAUUACCCCAGCUUUAGCUCGAGCUGCCUUUCAGCGCAGUGCAUUCAAGGAUUUAAGUAAAAUUGUGUAUAUGAAGGAUCAUUAAUCUAGUAAACAAAAGGUAAAUUUUGAUGCCAAGUAAUGGGAAUAAAGAAAUUAGCUUACCAUAGCCUACGUAUGUUAGCAUACACUGGCUAAAAUGUUCAGCUGUGGCGGCCCCUUUAAUAAUGAGUGUUACUUGAUAGCAACAAUUUAAUUUGUGAUAUCAAGAAGAUCAAAUGAUAAGAUAGCUUGCCAUACGUAGGUUGCCCUAUGAUCGCUAUUUCGUCUGGCUGUAACAAUCCUUUAUUAUUGGCCAAUUGAUCAUUUUCAAAAGCACAGAUUGUGUAUACAUAUAUCCAAAAACUUGGCUGUUGUUGGUUGAAUAUUGUGAUCGUUCUAAAAACUGGAAUUUAUCUUUAAUUAUGUUGUUUGCAAUGUUUUAUGACUUGCAUCUUGGGAACAUUUUAUGAAAUACAGUAAUUCUCACUCAAUAAUGAUGUAAGUUUCCAAAAUUCUUUCAUCUGAUUGACUCGGAGCAAAUCACUGCCGAAAUUCUCAUAAAACGCUACCAUUAGGCCGCUUAUCAAAAUUCUGUGCUGUCUUCUUUUCAGGAAUUGUAUUAUACAUGUAAAUGCUAUUUGAAUCUUAUCAUAGCAGCUAGCUCUCCCACAUUUUCAUUGUCUAGUCUGUGAAGAAAUGCGAAGAUUGGCAUUGAAAAGUUACUUGCAGGAUUCCUGCAAGAAAGACAAGGGGUCAGAUGAAUUGCUUUUGCUAGACUUUUGAUUCCAUAUGCAUAAAAAUGAGCAAGCAAAUGCUCUUGCUAGUAUAUAGCACAAGAGAUUGCUAACUGCCUGCUGGCAUUUGCUUGACGAUUAAUCUAUUUCUAAAUAGCAUAUGCCUAAAACAAACUAUUUCGCUUUUUUGUUUAAGCAAUUGGUUGACACCUCAUCUAGGGAAAAAAUGUUAAAUGAGAAAAGCAAUAUUUUGCACUACCAAACUUUUUCAUUCGAGUCACAAACUUUUUCUGUGAGUCGUGUUCGCACCAGCAUGAUGUCGCUAUUGUUCAAACCACUGGCAAUUGCUUUCUGAAGGCAAGAAAAGGUUUUAGGCAGAACUAAAUAUGAAAUAAAGCAAUUGCUAAGGCGUGAUCUUUUGCUUGGCUAGGAAUUGCUUGUGCUGGCAGCGAUCUUUCAAGCAAUUGCUACUUUUUAUGCAUCUGACCCAAGAUACGGCUCCCUUUAGGGAACAGUGUCUCUUCACAAGUUGCAUUACACACACAUUACACCCAUAUGAACCUUGAAUAGAAAAUUGAAGAGAAAACUCACCAAACUGACUUUAUCACUUUUGUUGAGUUUGUAUCCAGGCAUUACAGUAAGAAUAUCCUAUAAAAAGGGAGAAAAAAUAGAAAACAAAAUUAUUAAAGGUUAAUUGGGAACUUGACUCUAAGGAAUUAACCCAAUAGAAAUAACAUUUCAAGCUUUUAUGGGAUGUCUUGUUGAAUCUUACUGAAUUUAUUCUUGUGUAAAAUCCAUUGCUAUUGUUUGGUGACUUGGCAAAGAAAAUCAAUCAAGCAAUGUGUAAAAAAAAUUAAUAAUUGGUCGCAUAGUUUGAAAGUAAGAAUUUGAAAGGGAUUUAUUUGUUGUGCCAAGCUGAAUUAACACAAGUUCUUUGAUUUUCAUGCAAUAUCAAGGUUUUUGACUGUCAGUAGUCACGUGCAAAGUAAAUUUUUUUUUUGGUCCAUGACAUUUCACAUCUAGAAAUAUUCAUGUGAAAAAAACAUUUCAAAUUCAUAUUUAUUAAUUUCCACGUAAUAUAGUCACUCAUUCCAUCACUAAAACUUACACUCUUUGCUAAAAUAUUAGUAUAAUGGUGAAAUUGUUUGUGAAAGACAAUGACAAUUUUUUUUCCAUAGAAUAUGACCAGAGUUUACAUUAUAUAUGGUGUGUUAAGAGAUAUCUAUGCAGCAUCACUGUUUGUAAAACGCUUAGAGACACCAUUCAGAUGUAUCAUGCGCUAUAUCAGAGUGGAAUAAUAUUGUUAUUAUUUGAUUAUUACUAGAAUGAAUAUUCAUGUAAUUGCCACUUUAUUGUACAUACAUCUGAAGGAAUUCCCAUAAUGGUUUUUAUCAUGUACAUUCUGAGUUACCAAACAUUCCUUUUUAUAUUGUACAUUUUUCCUUUAUGGACAAUGUGAAUUUUAUUAUUGUUUUAAUUAAAUUAUCAACGAAAUAA
Molecule: messenger RNA, 5556 nt
Organism: Lytechinus pictus (painted urchin)
Lineage: Eukaryota; Metazoa; Echinodermata; Echinoidea; Temnopleuroida; Toxopneustidae
Product: TBC1 domain family member 19-like
Exons: 8
Coding region: 226-756 (176 amino acids)
Source: RefSeq, a predicted model, not a curated record